This is a messenger RNA of Kuraishia capsulata CBS 1993, 1386 nucleotides long. RefSeq lists its product as uncharacterized. The coding region runs from base 1 to 1386 and encodes 461 amino acids. Gene Ontology annotation, cellular component: transcription factor TFIIH core complex; transcription factor TFIIH holo complex. NCBI's taxonomy places the organism in Eukaryota, Fungi, Ascomycota, Pichiomycetes, Pichiales, Pichiaceae. The record is from RefSeq and is a predicted model, not a curated record. The transcript has a single exon. Gene Ontology annotation, biological process: DNA-templated transcription; nucleotide-excision repair; regulation of transcription by RNA polymerase II. Gene Ontology annotation, molecular function: zinc ion binding.
AUGGAUUCAGACGAGGAAUUCGGAACGUCUCUGUCGCCAGAAGAGCUUUCUGAUGACGCGAUCGAAGUGGCCGACGAUGCAUCCACUCCUGUGGCAGGCAUUUCGAACCGUACGAGGAAGAAGACGGUGAAGAAGGUUAACCAGGUAGAGUUGAUGGGCCAGAGUGGUGGUUAUUCUUGGGAAGACGAGUAUAGAAGGUCAUGGGAUAUUGUCCAAGAAGAUGAGUCGGGAUCUAUUGAAUCGAUAGUGUCUGGUCUGGUGGAGGCCCACAAAAAGCGACUGUUGAAGAAUGUGACUCCGUUCCAGAGAGGUAUUAUCAGAACAUUGGUGUUGGUGCUUGAUUUCAGCAAAGUGAUGAGCGAGAAAGAUUUGAGACCUAGUCGGGCUUCCCUAAUGCUUUCAUAUGCGAUUGACUUCAUUAACGAGUUUUUCGAUCAGAAUCCGAUAUCGCAGAUAGGUGUGGUGAUCAUGAGAAACGGACUGGCCCAGCUAGUUUCUGAAGUAAGUGGAAACCCUUUCGAUCACAUUGAAGCAUUGAACAAACUGAAGCGGGUGGAGCCUCAGGGUGAUCCUUCGUUGCAGAAUGCACUGGAAAUGAGCCGGGGUUUGCUGAUGAACACUCCCACCCACUCAACCAGGGAGGUGUUGAUAGUGUUUGGUGCUCUCUUCACCUCGGAUCCGGGCGAUAUCCAAAAAACCAUUACUCAUCUCCAGAAAACGGCAAUACGAGUGCGCAUAAUUGGCCUUACUGCUCAUGUCCAGAUUUGCAACGAAAUCUGCGAAAAAACAAAUUUUGGAGACUCCAAAAACUCGUACUGGGUGAUCCUGAAUGAAAAGCAUUUCAAGGAGUUGUUCAUGGAUGCGGUGAUUCCAUUGGCAGUAGCAAAAUCCACAACUGAAAAGUUUACGCUGGUGAAGAUGGGAUUUCCUUCCAGGGUUGCCAAUUUCGGUACACCAACGUUUUGUUCAUGUCACUCAAAGCUCAUAUAUGGAGGCUACAUAUGUCCCAGUUGCAAGGCCAACAUUUGUCUUUUGCCAACCAUUUGUCCUUGCUGCAACUUGAUGCUGAUUUUGUCUACACAUCUGGCAAGAUCAUACCAUCACUUAUUUCCACUCAAAUUGUUCUCAGAAAUACCUGUUAGCAAGGCAUACGAGUCUACGAACUGCUUUGGGUGCCAGAAGAGUUUCCCCAGUAAGGGCGUGAACAGCGAGCUGGUUCACGAAGCUGAAAAACACAGACAAACAGCAGAUUUUAUCACGAGCUCAAGGUACAGAUGUGAGGAUUGUCGCAAAGAUUUUUGCAUCGAUUGCGACGUUUUUGUGCAUGAGGUGUUGCAUAACUGUCCCGGAUGUGAGGCUGACAAUCUGAGGUUAGAUGAAGAGUAG